This is a messenger RNA of Bipolaris sorokiniana ND90Pr, 1540 nucleotides long. RefSeq lists its product as uncharacterized. Gene Ontology annotation, cellular component: Golgi apparatus; cortical endoplasmic reticulum. The transcript is spliced from 2 exons. Lineage: Eukaryota; Fungi; Ascomycota; Dothideomycetes; Pleosporales; Pleosporaceae. Gene Ontology annotation, biological process: sphingolipid metabolic process; regulation of plasma membrane sterol distribution; intracellular sterol transport. Bases 165 to 1082 code for a protein of 305 amino acids. The record is from RefSeq and is a predicted model, not a curated record.
CCGAACAUCAUCACCAUCCUCUACAACACACAAUAACAACACUCGUUACAACAGCUCUCCUCGGCUCUAACCUCACCCACACACAAUGUGAACCCCACAUCCAUCCAUCCCGAACAUAUCACCACGACCAAACCCCACCUCCCGCCGCAACUCCCCCGGAAACAAUGCCCAUCUGCAUAUCCUGCCGCACCCCCGUCCGCACCCUCUACACCACCUACUCCAAAGCCGACGACCGAGCCCUCGGAAAGGGCGUCCGCCUAACACAAUGCCCGCAUUGCAAGAAAUUCGCCGACAAAUACGUUGAGCACGACUUUGUCGUUUUGUUCAUUGAUCUCGUGCUGAUCAAGGCGGAGGUGUACCGGCAUUUGCUGUUUAAUCGGUUGGAGAGGGGGGAUGAUAGGUUUGAUCGUUCCAUCCUCCGCCUCGGCAUCCUCCUCCUCCUCUUCGACGUCUACCUUACAUGGGCGCGCAUCGAGAAGAUCCCCCUUCCAGCCGAUUCGCUGCUGCUAUCCCCUUUUACAGCACCGCCGAAUGCUUCGGCGCUGGGGUCCCCGCAUGGCGGCGUGACGAAUGCAAUGGUGCUCCAGGCGUAUCCGCUGGGACUGCAGUAUCUGUUUUUUCUGGGCCUGGUCACGCUGUCGACGCUGGCGUUUCACUUGCCGAUUCGCCUACUGUGCGCAUAUAAUCCUGCUGGUUUGCCUGGUGUGCUGAGGAGGCUGUGGCAGAGGUGUAUUGCGUAUUUUCCGAACCCGACGCCGCUGUCAACAGCGCUGCUGGUAUCGUCUUGUACGAAGCUUUUUCCUAUACUGCUUAUUGUGUGGGAAUAUGAUUUGCCUAGUUCGGCGACGGCGGUGAGUUGGGCGGUUAUUGUGAAUAAUAUUGCGGCGCUGGAGAUUUUGAUGGAUUGUGGGUAUUUUAGAGCGGGGAUACUGGUGGGUGUUGGGGCAGGUAUGAGAAUGCUUGUGGGAUGGUCAAUACUGCGGGCGGCUGGGCUGGGGACAGGAUGGGAAGGGUAUUUGAGUGAAUGGACGGUAGCUAGCACGCUGUGGGGGUGGGCAAGCAAUGCGAUUAGUUCGUCUUGACAAAAAGGUCACAAGCUGGAAACGCAUGUGUCGGUGGAUUUUCAAGCAAUGGUAUGAUACCCCGUUUGAUACUCGUACACGCCUAAAAGCAAAGAAGAAGGUGUUCCGUAAUGCGCCAAACCAAAUGUGCAAACGCGCGCGAGAUUCCACAUGUUCAGCAUCAACCGUGUAGGUCGAGCUCCUUUCGGUACAAUUCCUCGGCAUAAAGCUCGUUCUUGUAUAACGCAGCCUCUCAGCAUAUGUUGAUACUCCUUAUUGCCCGCUCCAGCUUAUCUUGAGCCACGGUAUUCCCCCAUACGUAUGAUUGCACACAUAUUACCCUUUAGCGUCCCCCGUUUAACUCCGGUCGCAGGUCGUUUCGUACGGGCGAAAUGAGUGGAUGAAGCUGUGCAAGGAAAGUAAUAGCCCACAUGAUGUACAUGGCAGCCGCAGAAAGUACAAGAGUAGAUCGCCAAACC